This is a messenger RNA of Zingiber officinale, 1547 nucleotides long. RefSeq names its product stearoyl-[acyl-carrier-protein] 9-desaturase, chloroplastic-like. Gene Ontology annotation, biological process: fatty acid metabolic process. The transcript has 3 exons. Gene Ontology annotation, cellular component: chloroplast stroma. The coding region runs from base 49 to 1248 and encodes 399 amino acids. Gene Ontology annotation, molecular function: stearoyl-[ACP] desaturase activity. Lineage: Eukaryota; Viridiplantae; Streptophyta; Magnoliopsida; Zingiberales; Zingiberaceae. The record is from RefSeq and is a predicted model, not a curated record.
CUUUAAAUUCCCCGCCAAGGCAGAGCACCGGAAGCAGAGAUACCAGCGAUGGCGUUCCUGACGGUGGCCUUCCCCUCCCAGCUCUCAUUCGCCAGGGCCAUGGGAAAUAUCACCGGCGUUCGCAAGGUCUCCACGACCUCCUCCGUCCACUUCGCCGCUUCCGCCGCUACACAUGCUGAAGCUCCUGAAAAGCACAACAUUCCUCUGCCGCCUCGCCACAAGCACCCGGAAGUGACGCACACGCUGCCGCCGCAAAAGCUCGAGAUCUUCAAAACCCUAGAAAAAUGGGCGGAAUCCAACCUCCUGCCUCGCCUCAAGCCCGUCGAGGAGUGCUGGCAGCCGACGGACCUGCUCCCCGACCCUGCCUCCGAGAGCUUCCACGAGGAGGUUGGGGAGCUCCGCCGCCGCUCCCGGGAGCUCCCGGACGACUACCUCGUCUGCCUCGUCGGCGACAUGGUCACGGAGGAGGCGCUGCCGACGUACCAGACCUUCCUCAACAACCUCGACGGCAUACGCGACGAGACGGGCGCGAGCCUCACGCCGUGGGCCGUCUGGACCAGGGCCUGGACGGCGGAGGAGAACCGCCACGGCGAUCUGCUCAACAGGUACCUCUACCUCACCGGUCGCGUCGACAUGAAGAAGAUUGAGAAGACGAUUCAGUACCUGAUGCGCGCAGGAAUGGAUUUCCGGACGGAGAACAACCCGUACAGCGGCUUCAUCUACACGUCGUUCCAGGAGCGGGCGACGUCGAUCUCCCACGGCAACACCGCGCGGAUGGCCAAGGCCCACGGCGACGCGGAGCUGGCGCGCAUCUGCGGCACCAUCGCGGCGGAGGAGAAGCGGCACGAGGCGGCGUACGCCAUGAUCGUAGAGAAGCUCUUCGAGGUGGACCCCGACGGAACCGUCCUCGCCUUCGCCGACCGAAUGAAAAAGAAAGUCUCGAUGCCGGCGUGCCUCAUGUUCGACGGCCGCGACGGCGACCUCUUCUCCCACUUCUCCGCCGUCGCGCAGCGCGUGGGCGUCUACACCGCCAAGGACUACGCCGACAUUCUCGAGUUCCUCAUUCGCCGGUGGAAGGUCGAGGAGCUGCAGGGGCUGUCGCCGGAGGGAAGGGCAGCGCAGGAGUUCCUGUGCGGCCUGGCUCCGAAGAUCAGGAGGGUCGACGAGAGGGUGCAGGCCAAGGCCAAGGACACGGCGGCGCACACCAUGGCCUUUAGCUGGAUCUUUGACAGGGAAGUCCAGCUCUAAUCCUUCUUUUAAAUCACCAUUAUCGAUCGUAUUAAGACUAAAACACAUCGUAAAACAAACAAAAAAAAAAACGAACAGAUGUUCGUGUAUUCUCCUUUGACCGCAGAACGUGUAAUUCGGAUUCUCUAUAGAUCCUAGUCGAUUCCGUGCAACAUCUAUAACAUAAAGUUCGUUCUUUCUCUUUGAGAAAAUGGACUCCUUUUGUUGUUUUCGUAGAUUUUCUCAUCUGCUGGGGAUGGAGUUGGUCUGCUGUUGGUGCAAGUCCCAAUUCAAAGAGAUUAUGAACCUGUUCAAUUGAA